UUCCUGCUGAAAAUCAUGGCAAAUUUCACGUCUUCUGAGACACCUUUUCCACCUUCUUCCACUCACACCGACUCUACAGACGCCUGAGGCCGCGUGGGAGCCGUAUAGACGCCGUGUUCUGCGAUGUCCGUAGCGACAAGGGUUAGCGCGUAGGACUAGCCGUUGAGAGCAGAAACCAAUUACGAUGGCAGCAUCCAACUUCAACCCCCGUGACAUGGGACAGUGGUACUUUGGGCCUAUUCCCCGUGUUCCCACACAGGACUUACUGCAGGGGAAGAUGCACGGGACGUUCCUGGUACGCGACAGUUCCAGCUGUCCCGGGGACUUCGUGCUCUCUGUCAGUGAAAACAGCAAAGUCAGCCACUAUAUCAUCAACAGACUGCAGAAGGGCUUCCGGAUUGGUGACCAGGAUUUCGAUGACCUGCCGGCUUUGAUCGAGUUCUACAAGAUACACUACCUUGACACGACCACGUUGAUUGUUCCAGCGCAGCGGCCGGCUGGAGGACCGCCAGAACCCCAGGCCCAGGCUCUAGCUCCCGCACAUACUCCCAGUGUAAUGGAGGAACGCGUUCGAGCGCUCUACGAUUUUGACGGAAACGAUCCAGAGGACUUGCCCUUCAAGAAAAACGAAAUACUGGUUGUCGUUAGAAAGGAUGAAGACCAGUGGUGGACUGUACGCAACAAGGACGGCAGAGAGGGUUCGAUUCCCGUUCCGUACGUCCAGGUACUCCCACCUGGUUCAACCACUACAGGCGCUGCCCCAUCUCAUCCCCAGCAGCCCCACUCCCCGCCCGGCUACCAUGACCCACAGGCAGCUGGCAUAAGAAGUGAAUCAGGAUCGUCUUCUACAGCAUCUGCCACAUCAGCCUCCACACCCCACCCCCUGCCCAACCCACAGAAUGGCCCAGUGUACGCGCGCGUCAUACAACAGAAAAUCCCCAGUCCUUACGACACAACGGCAUUGACGCUGGAAGUAGGCGACAUAAUCCGAGUAACCAAGAUCAAUGCCAGCGGGCAAUGGGAGGGAGAACUCAAGGGGAAAACGGGACAUUUCCCCUUCAAUCACGUUAAGAUUAUCGACCCUAGUAAUCCUGAGGAAAAUGAUUCAUCUUGGAGCUAAGCAGCACUGGUAAUAGAUUAAAAUAUACAUAGAAAAGGCAAAAACAAACAAAGAAGAAACUUGGAGGCUAACAUGAUGUUAAAACGUUCCAUGCAAAAAAAAAGUGACAGGUAAAAAGUUGGACUAACAAACUGCCAAGCGAAGAAAGGUGGAGGGUAGGAUUUUAUUUUUUGUGUACAUGUACUAAUUGGUUCUGUGAAAAGAAAAAAAGGUAAGAUACUGUGCAGAAUUGAAUGAGAAUAGCUUAGUCGUAAAUGUAGUUAGGAGGGUUAAUUGGGAGAAAGUAGAGACAGAUGUUUUAGAAUGUAGUUGAGACUUGAGAAGCCAGUGCAGCAAAGUUCAGUGGUUCAUUGUGCAGAUCUACAACUAUCACAUAGUCAAAGCUGCCUUGCCACAGCAGGUUUUACUACAAGGCAACAUAACUACAUGUACACUGUUCUACUGGUACACAAGGUUCCCUUUCUUUUGGAAGGAAAUCUUGGCAAUUGUUAGAAAUAUACACUAUUUUCAAUGGUGGUUAAUUACCCAGAUACAUGUACCUGCGAUGGGUGGUAAACAUCUCAGUUAUAAAUCCUCUACAAUCUACAGUGAGAUAGCCACAUGAUAAAAUAUUGGAAAUGCACUGGCAGAGCCCAUGUUAAAAACUUUUUUUAGGUCUGUGUUUUAUAUGCAUAUCUUGCUUUUUUGAAAAUUUUGCAUUUUCUUCUACCUUACUAUCUGAGAUGGAUGGCAUAUGCUGAAUGAAUGGGAUCUUAUUUUGACCUAAAUGUAUGGAAAAAAAUUUAAUGCAGUGGACUUGAAAACCAGGAAUGUUGAUGAAGUGGAAUUUUGGCAAGAUAAACUUACCAUGGGAUCUGCACUUGACUUUUGUGACAUAGGUGAAAACAGUUUUUGCUCUUGUCCUGCCAUUGGGAUUAUGUAUUGUAAUAAAUUUACAAGCGGUAUCAUAUCAUGCAUUAGUUCCUGAUGGUUUACGUUUUGUUGUGGUACAGAUAUACCACAAAUUGUAUAAGGUCAUCUUUUGUAAGUUGAGAACAAAUUUUGUUUUCUGCAUUUCACUUUCUGCAAAAGUUAUUUUUGAUCAUACUUUCCAAAAGCUCCCUGCUGAAAGAUGAGUAGAAAUUAUGUACAUUUAUGUUUUGAUAAUGUUGUGUCCAUACUUCUGUAUUGAUAUAUUAUGUUAAAUAAUAUUGUUGACUUGAUUGUAAGAAAGUGUUAGCAAUAUUAUAUGAUAUCUAAAAUUUGCAUUAUACUUGUGUUACUGAUAUGAACAAAAGCCUCCUGGCACUUGUAUUAUAGCCAGCUCCUAUGUAGACUAGCUAACUCAUAUUUGUUUUACGUACACCUGAAAUUUCCUUUAAAUCACCAGGUACAGGUCUCAGUAGAUGGUAGAGUAUUGUGCUGUCAUUUUGCAUAUGUGAUAACAUGUAUAUCUGAGACAGAUAUAAAGUAACUAUUGAGUAUAUUGGUAAAAAAAUAAUGUACUUUUUGUAAUUUCUAUUGAAUUUUGUUUCACAGUUUUGAAAAGAACAGCUUUUGUCACAAUGGUCCUAAUAGGUAGCAUAUUAUUUCUCAAUGCAAUUCAAACAUAACAUUGUGAAAGCAUUCACUGAACACAGCCUGCCUCAAACGGUGUAUUUUGUAAAGCCUAAAGACUAGUUGGAUUUUGUCAUGUCAUGCUGUAAUACAACUCCAGAACAGUUGCUUACCACUCAACACCAGUCGCUUCAAAGUAGGACUGACAGUGCAAAAUUUGAAGUUGCAAUUUUUACAUCCAACAUAAACAUGGCUAUGGCAGAAACAAAGGUACCAUUACGCAAGUGAAGGCAUGCUCUUUGAAUUGAUGUGCAUCUCUGGAUUUAAAAAAAAAUUCUGAAAAUAAUUCCCAAGCUCCUCAACAUCACCAAGUUUUUUUUAUUUCAAUUGGAAGUGGCCAGUGUUAUACCAUUGUAAGGUUGAAGAUUAUGUCUUCACUACUAUUUAUACACUCCAGAGGUAAAAAAAAGAAGAUUGUUAGAAAAGCAUAAUAUGAGGCAUGAUUGGCAGAAAAUUAUGAUGGCACUGAGAUGGCUGUCUUGGCCUUCCACACUUCAUUUUGGCUAGCCAUGCAAUGAAUGAUUGCAUGGUGACGGUACCAGGUGACUGGGCACCAGGGAUUUUCAAAGUCUUUGGCAAGUUUACGAGUUGAAUAGAAUUUGGUCUGAAAGAAGUUUGACUACAAGGUGGCCAGGCCAUGUCCCUUUUACAUGAGAACGCUGCAUGGUAUCUUUCCUGCGUCUUAAAUCAUGUACAUUACAUGUUUGUGCAUUUUGCCUAGUUCAAGAAUUGCACGGUGCUACAGUGUGAGCUGGCAGUGUAUAAUGUCAAGUGUACUAGUCAUUGUUAUUCAUUAUGGCUCUGUGGUCUUACACUGCUAUAGUUGUUAAUUAUACACUGCUGUCAUGUCACUGGUCACUAUCAGUAAGGACAGACAUUGUUCUUUAGGAAAUGUAAUCACCUGCUUCAGCUUGCUACUGCAUAUGUAAGGCUUGACAUGUCAGUACGUGUAGGUCCAUCACCAUUUUGUGGAUAAACAUAUUGACUUUGGUGUUAUUGUGUACAAAACUAGUAUUCUUCUUCAUUGAUACAAGAUACUGGACUCAAAUCACACUGAAAUAUGCUCCAACCACAGUAAAUAAUUUGCAAUGUGAUACAGUUUUUAAAGUGACAUUGCAGAAUGCUAAAACUAUUAGAAUGUUCAACUCUUGCUUGUAUCAGAUUACUACCAAUUAUGGCAGAUACUGUAAUGGCAAUCACCUUUUACUUAAGUUUUAAUAUGAUACAUGUAAUAUCAUGGGUCAUGACAUCUCUUACACUGAGAAACAAAAGUAAGCACUGUCGUCAUGAUGUUCCAGGCACAGAAUGCAAAACAUUUAGUGCUCAUCUCAUCAAAAGAUUCCUUAACAUUUUGUGGAAUGUUGUUCAAUACUUGAUGAUAUACCAGUUGUUUCACAGUAAUGCUGUAAUGCGCAGAGCUUGUCUGUAUGUAGACAUGAUUACAUACUCGUAGAUAUGACAGUUGCAACAGUACUAAGGUAUUCAAAGACUUCAUCUGUGAUAGUAAAAAGCCGUAGUGUUACAAGGUAAUACACACAAAGUUUACAAUGUUACAUUUGAAGUUCUUGAUGCAUUAAAGGUUUAGGAUUUCCUUUUAUGUGUCUAAUAUGUGAUAGCUCAAUAUCAUCCUUUUCUGUACUGUGGUCACUACAGUAUGUACCUAUCCUGUGAAUAGAUGUCUGUUUCUUCACUCUGCUUAUCUCAACGAGGUGAAUGUAUCACAUAUUCGUUACCCACCAUGUUAAUGAGCAAAACCAAUAAAGGCUUUUGCAUGAACUGC
This is a messenger RNA of Branchiostoma floridae (Florida lancelet), 4496 nucleotides long. RefSeq names its product crk-like protein. The record is from RefSeq and is a predicted model, not a curated record. Gene Ontology annotation, molecular function: protein binding. Lineage: Eukaryota; Metazoa; Chordata; Leptocardii; Amphioxiformes; Branchiostomatidae.